CGUUGUUGCGCAGAUUCAGUUUGAACCUGGAGCGGAGUGACCUUCCCGGGGUGGCUAGUUGCAGAGGCAAUACCACCAGCAGACCGGUAGCUACACACAUCACAGUCCACAGAACACCAGCCGCGGAAAUGAAUAGCAACUUAGCCGGAGACGAAAUCGGGAAGCUCUUUGUGGGUGGCUUAGACUGGAGUACCACACAGGAGACAUUACGAAACUAUUUCUCCCAGUAUGGGGAAGUAGUUGACUGCGUCAUUAUGAAAGACAAGACUACAAAUCAGUCGCGCGGUUUUGGGUUUGUGAAGUUUAAAGACCCUAACUGCGUGCGGACAGUGCUAGAGACAAAACCUCAUAACCUGGAUGGUAGAAAUAUUGACCCAAAGCCAUGUACCCCUAGGGGAAUGCAGCCCGAAAAAACAAGAUCAAAGGAUGGCUGGAAGGGAAGCAAAAGUGACAGCAAUAAAUCAAAGAAGAUCUUUGUUGGCGGAAUCCCUCACAACUGUGGUGAAUCCGAACUCAGGGACUAUUUCAGUAGAUUUGGAGUGGUUACAGAAGUGGUAAUGAUCUAUGAUGCGGAGAAACAGAGGCCCCGAGGUUUUGGAUUUAUUACUUUCGAGGCCGAACAAUCAGUGGACCAGGCUGUCAACAUGCAUUUUCACGACAUCAUGGGCAAAAAAGUGGAAGUGAAGAAGGCAGAACCUCGGGAUAGCAAGGCCCCUGGCCCCGGACAGCCUGGAGCCAACCAAUGGGGACAUAGGGGCAUCUUGAGUACAGCCAAUGGCUGGUCAGCGCCACCGGCUCAAGGCUGGCAACAGAGUUAUGGGCCUCAGGGAGUUUGGGUGUCCACAGGCCAACCAAUAGGUGGCUACGGUCCCCCCCUGCCAGCGAGCCGAGGGGCCCCUGCACAACCCCCGUCACCCUUCAAUGCUUUCCUUGUGACAGCCGCCCCCACAGCAGGCUUCGGGCCACCUCAGGGAUAUCCACAGCAGGGGUACGGCACACCCCCACAAUUUGGGUACAGUUUCAGUACCCCUCAAGGCGAUCAGUUUGCCCCACCAGGAGUGCCUCCCCCUCCCACCACGCCUGGAACCGGGCCCCUGGGGUUUGCCCCAGCCACCCCUCCGACUCAGGACUUGAGCAAAGCGCCUGCGGGACAGCCCGACUUCCCUUACAGCCAGUAUGGCCUGGGUAACUAUCCUCAGGACCCCUCUGCCUACGGACCAACGCGUCCUUCUCACAGUUAUGGUCAGGAUGAGCAGGGGUGUAGUGCAGGCUAUGGGCAGGACCUGAGUGGCUUUGGGCAGAGCUUUGCAGACCCUAGCCAGCAGACUCCUUCGUACGGGGCUCCUUCAGCACAACCCACGGCAGGACCCCAGCCCACAGCCACCAGCUUCGGCCGCGGACAGAACCACAACGUACAGGGCUUCCACCCGUACCGGCGCUGAGAAUCAGCCGCGCCGGAACACAACAUCCAAAAGUCAGGGAAUGUCUAUUCUGUUCACAAGCAAAACUGGAUUUCUGGUGUGAUGGUUAACUGAACAGACACACAAACAUAAACACACAUGCACACACUCACAAACACAGAGUCACGCAAUAUAAAAAGCAGACUUUUGAAGAACCUUAAUGAGAGAUCUUUUUGUGGACUUUUCCAUGUGUUUUAUGGAGAACUAUUUAUGAACUAUUUUGCAAUAGAUUUUGACUGUCUGGUCAAAUGUCAGCACAGAUAAAAUAUGCUACAUAUAAAAAUGACAACAGGGUCUCCAGUUUCUCUUCAGCUUUAAUUCUAGGGAAAAAGAAUUGUACUUCAGGUUUUUAUUUUUCAUUUUGUGUUUUUUUUUUUUUUUUUUUUUUUUUACUUUCUGAGCCUUUUCACGUUUAUUUUAAGAUUUAAGUUUAAAAGUAGAAAUAUAUAUUAUACAAUUAAACUGUGCAAUUUUUUAAAAAGAGAAUUUUGUACUAUAAAAUGUACGCUUUGCUUGUUUUUUUUAUUUAAAGAUGUAGAUUUCCCUCAGGUGGCUGUUUUAGUGCAUUUUGCACUUAUACAAACAGAAUGGAAAAUCCAUUUCAAAUAAAAAAGAAAAAUGAAAAAAUAUAUCCAAGUUAAUUUUGUAGUGUUCUCAAUUCUUUUUCCAACCUCAUCUCCUUAUAAAUGUGACAGUAUGCUGAGGGCAAGAGUACUUCAAACAUGACUGACAUUGCUAGAUUGAUUAUUUGUAUUAGGCCUAAAUGUUGUGGGGGUUGAUUAUUUAAAUGAAAGUGAGCCUGCAGUGCAUUAAUUCACUGAAUGAUACCCAGAUUCUAUUCAUACAGCACGGUGUGUUUUUGUGGUUGGUCAAAGGCUGCCACUUGGAGUGUGAUCAAAAGGUCUUGAGUUUAAAUAUCUUUGUUAUGGUUAUAUAACUAGUUGAGUUUUAAAAUUCUGGUUAUUUUCCGUUUCUAUUUUUUACCAAAUGGAGAGGUUUAAACUGAACAAGACAUUAAAGACAUUGCACCACUUUAUUCUCUAAAAAAAUCCAUAAAAAGAACACUGGCACCCCCUGUGUUUUAGGUUUGGAAGUUUGGUUAAUACUGCCUGCAAAUGUGAUCAGUUCCUAUGUGUUGAUGUUCAUAUUAAAAUUAUUUAUUUUUCCCCCCACUGAGCAUCUGAAAAUGUCAAGGCAUUGUUUAAUGCACUUAACAUUCAUGUUUUCUUUCUUUUAUGCAACAAAUGCUACUGCCUAGAGAAAAAAUGGUGGUCAGUCUAAAAUAAUUACAAUUACCAAAUGUAAAUGUUCACUGUCAUAUGAGGUGGACUUGAGCCCAGCCAUGAUUUGUGGUUUUGGGAAAAUUUAAUUUCUUGGUUCGGCUGAAACAUUUUACCAGCAUAAACAUUUUUAAGAACUGAAAUUAAAAUGUAAAUGUUGUUUCUAUAGGUAUGUGAGUUCGAAGGUGGUCAGAACUGAACUUAACAGUAAACUAGGGCUUUUUACAUAAAUGAAACUGCCAUUCCCACAGAACUCUACAGAAAUGCCUGUCAUACGAUCUUACUGGUGUGUUCAAUAAAAAUCAGGUUGCGUCUA
Molecule: messenger RNA, 3056 nt
Organism: Anguilla anguilla (European eel)
Lineage: Eukaryota; Metazoa; Chordata; Actinopteri; Anguilliformes; Anguillidae
Gene: dazap1
Product: DAZ associated protein 1
Exons: 13
Coding region: 129-1442 (437 amino acids)
Cellular component (GO): cytoplasm
Molecular function (GO): RNA binding
Source: RefSeq, a predicted model, not a curated record